GAUGAUCUCUGAGGACUCUAGAGACGGCUUGACUGAGGCUGCCCUGAACCGCUACAACACACACUCUCCUUCACACACAAAUUCAGCAUCACAUUCAAACUCUCCUUCCCACACGCCACCUGUAACCACGACAGCUUCAACAACCACUUCUGCUGCUGCCUCCUUCUUUGCCAGAGCUGCACAAAAGUUGAACUUAGCCUCCAAGAAGAAGAAGCAGAGGACCGCCGCAGUCACAGCCCCAGUGACAUCAUCAUCACCGUCAUGUGACCCACCUCUGUUUCCAACCAAUUUCAGCUCUGCCCUGUUGAUGGCCCCUCCCCCAGCUCCACCCUGCCUACUCCGUGCAGCCAACAAAAUCAAAGAUACCCCUGGGCUUGGAAAGGUGAAAGUGAUGGUACGUGUGUGCCCAGUAUCUCAGUCAGACGCCGCUGAGUCCAGUUCCUUCCUUAAAGUGGAUCCCAGGAAAAAACAAAUCACCAUCAUGGAUCCCUCAGCCAAUCAGACACCAAGUGCAGCCUCCCAGAAAAAGGCGGCAACCAAUCAGGUCCCUCCAAAGAUGUUCACCUUUGAUGCGGCGUUCCCUCCUGAUGCAUCACAGGCGGAGGUGUGCGCAGGAACGGUUGCCGAGGUGAUUCAGUCAGUGGUGAACGGAGCAGAUGGCUGUGUCUUCUGCUUUGGACACUCCAAGCUGGGUAAAUCUUACACCAUGAUUGGUCGUGAUGACUCCCUCCAGACUCUGGGUAUAAUCCCUUGUGCCAUCUCCUGGCUGUUUAAGCUCAUUAACGAGAGGAAGGAGAAGACAGGAGCACGUUUCUCUGUUCGAGUUUCUGCUGUCGAGGUUUGGGGAAAAGAGGAGAACCUGAAGGACUUGCUGUCUGAAGUAGCUACUGGCAGCUUACAGGACGGACAGUCACCUGGAGUCUACUUGUGUGAGGACCCCAUCUGUGGCAUGCAGCUCCAGAACCAAUCUGAACUACGUGCUCCGACCCCAGAGAAGGCAGCCUGGUUUCUGGAUGCAGCCAUAGCUGCUCGCCACAGUAGCCAACGUCCCAACACCACCGAAGAAGAACACAGGAACUCACACAUGCUGUUUACAUUACACAUAUACCAGUAUCGCAUGGAAAAGACAGGAAAAGGAGGGAUGUCAGGGGGUCGCAGUCGCCUCCACCUGCUGGAUCUUGGCAGCUGUGAUGUCAAAGCACUUGGAGGAGGAGGAGGAGGAGGAGGUGGGAAAAGCAAGGAGAACUCUUCGCACAGCUCGGCCCCUCUGUGCCUUUCCCUGUCUGCCCUCGGCAAUGUGAUCCUGGCCCUAGUCAACGGGAGCAAGCACAUCCCAUACAAGGACAGCAAGCUGACCAUGUUGCUAAGGGAGUCGCUAGGCAACAUGAACUGCCGGACCACCAUGAUUGCUCACAUCUCUGCCUCACCCAGAGAUUUCUCAGAAACCCUUUCCACCAUCCAGAUUGCUUCUCGCGUACUCCGCAUGAAAAAGAAGAAAACUAAAGUCACAGUGCAAUACACGUCCAGCUCCUCUGGAGGAGAGAGCUCCUGUGAGGAGGGUCGCAUGCGUCGUCCGACCCAUCUGCGACCUUUCCAUCACCGUGGGGACACCGACUCGGACCUGCCGUUGCUGAGACUGUCCAGUGACCCUGACGAAUAUUCCAGCAGCGAGCAGUCAUGUGACACGGUGAUCUAUGUGGGCCCGAAUGGGGCUGCUGUGUCAGAUAGAGAACUGACGGACAAUGAGGGACCACCAGAGUUUGUACCAAUUAUUCCCGCUUUACUUCGAGGUAAAACGCCAGAGCAACAUCAAAGUAAAAGUCAAGCAGCUGGAGCCCAGAACAAGGUGCAGUCUCAGCCAGAGGACCAGCCCAGUGGCCCCUCGCAGCCCCUGCCUCCGGCCUCUCAGUCACUGCUUGGACAACCAUUGGCCCCUGUCCCAGAGGAAGGAGCUGAAUGCCUGAAAUGCAACACCUUCGCUGAGCUGCAGGAGAGACUGGACUGCAUUGAUGGCAGCGAGGAGGUUGCAAAAUUUCCCUUUGAAGAGGUUCCAGCAAACAAACAAGGUGCUAAACAAGAGCCAUGUCCAUCUUCAGCUGUCCCGACCUCAGCCCCCUCUGCUCCUGGAUCUGCCACAGAAACCAAAACAGGAGGUGCAGUGCAGUUCUCCUCCUCAGCAGUAACGACCUCCAGAAGAAGGACCAAUGACCAGCAGCUGCAGGACAUCAAAGAGGUGGUGGAAGAGGCAGAGCUGGCCCAGACGAUGAUCCACAGCCUGGCUCAGAGUUCUGGUUCUCCGAUAGUUACUAGCACCAGGAGCGUCACAGGAAGCAGCAGCAUCACCUCAAACCCCCUGCACAGGACUAAGAGCGCCCAACUACAUGACAGCCAUGAGAGUCUGACUGUGGGCAGUAACACUGAUGGGAAGGCUCGUCCAUUGGGGUCACCGCGCCUCGGCAUCGCCAGCCUGACCAAAACCUCCGACUACAGGCCUCCAUCCUCCCCCUCCCAGCGUUGCAAAGUGUACACCCAGAAGGGCGUGAUGCCGGCAACACCCCCUCUGUCCUCACACACUCUGGCUCAAGAUGGCCAGGCCACAGAGGCUUUGGCCUCAGACAACAGUUUGGCUGCAGACAGCGGCCGAUCCUCCACAGAGUCCCUGCUGUCCAGGACUUCUCCAGUGGGCAUGAGCCCACAAGUCCGAGAGCCAACUCAGUCACUUUCUGCCAGCCUGGGAUCAGCUGAGACACUCUGUGAUGAUGACGUCCCACCAAUACCCCUGGACACACACAGGGACGACUCUCCUCCACUUGCAGUCUCAGGACGGGCAGUGUCUUUAGGUACAGUUGGACCUCUCUCGCUCGGGGAGGACGAACUAGUGUACACUGUGGCUUGUGGAGAUGAGGAGGACCUUGAUGCUACAGCUCUAAUGGACACUCAGGGCCUGACCUGUCAUCCCACGGGCAUCAUCAGUUUCAAAAGUGACUGUUGCCCCAUCACCGCCCUUGCCUUGGGCUCUUCAUCUGUCUGCGUCGUCAGCGGUACUUCUGAUGAUGGAGCUAUUGGGGACUAUCAUGUGAUGCCUGCAGGUCCUGCAACAAACUCUGGGGUGACAGAUGUUGUUGCCAUGGCAGAGGUGGCCAUGGCCAAGCUGCGGAUCGAAGGUGAAGCCUUAGCCACAGUGAUGUCGAACUCACCAAUCUCCUCCUGGAUGAGUGAUCUGAGCAUGGGCAGUGAAGCUGACCAGUCCCUCCACAGCUUCAGUCAGUCCCAGAGCCAGCAAGGGGAGGCCCUGGCUGAACCUGAUCCCAACCAGAGCCUUUCGUUUGGAACGGAGGGGCUGGAGGGAUAUGAAGGCUGCAGCAGCCCGAGAAGAGGGAGUCUGGAAGGAGAUGUGGUGCUGUCAGAAAAUGGGAGUGAUAAGACAACUUCAACCAAAGACAGGCUUAGAAAACUGCCUCCCUCCAUGGCUAAAACUAACAUCCAAAUUCUGGCAGGACCUGGGAACCUCUCUCCGUUCAAGACCACCAUCAGUGUGCACCCAUGUGUGGCCGUCAAACCCAUGAUCAUACAAGAACCAAAUAUACUCUCUUCACCUACCAAGACCAGCUUAAUGAAAGACCCGGGCAAAUUUAAUGCACCACUUUUAGCUUCUAUAUCCAGUGAGAUGAGCUUUGAGGACCCCUGGUUGAAGCGUGGCAUGGAGGAGGGGAGGUCCAGGGAGCUUGUGUGUGAAGUGAAGCCAGAGAAGAGGGACGUGGAGAAUUCAAAGAGCGGGAACGGAGACCCCCGGAGCUUCUGCAAGGAUGGUGGUGAUCAUGGCAGCUCUAGUUCAGGUGGUGAGUUCCUGUCAUCUCCAGAUUCCUUUAAGAGGGUGGUGGAUGGCUGCGAGAUGGUCGCUGUCGUUGCCCAGGGAGAAUGCCUGACUGGUAUCUACAGCCCAGAUAUUCACCGUACUGCUAGUCUUCCCCGUGGCUGGCACCGUAUCAACCGCCAAGACGGCUUGGACAAUGGAAUUGAGUACCGUAAUCUUGGCGUCACCACUUCAACUCCCUGCAGUCCCCGUGCCACACUUGAUCGACGGGGAUCAGCUGGAAAACAGGGCUUUUACUCCCACAAGAAAGGGGGAAUCCCACCUCUGCCACCGGUGCGGAAGUCCAGCCUCGACCAGCGUAACAGGGCAGCCAGCCCUCUGCACCAACUAGGCGGCUCAGUAGAUGAUGCAGGGAUCACCAGACAGCGAGGCUCCAGCAUUGACAGCAGCAGACUUUUCAGCGCCAAGUUGGAGCAGCUCGCAAACAGAACCAACUCUCUGGGUCGGGUCCACAGCUCCCACAGUGGUUCCCACCACUAUGACUGUUUCUCUCUGGAGAGGGGAGGCAGCCUGAGAGGGGGAGGAGGAGGAGGCGUGAAGGGGGACAGCACCAUGCCUCGCACUGGGCGCAGCCUCACCCGAGCUGGAUCAGUGUCUUCUCCUACUGGAAACACUAGCAGCCCCAGUUUCAGUGCCAGUCCUGGUCCAAGCAGCGCUCCCCAGUCACCAGCCAAAACCAGUGGCCAGUCAAAGAUCUCAGCAGUCAGUAAACUGCUGAUGACCAGCAGUCCCAAGUCCAGGAGUCUGUCUGCAUCCAGCACCAAGACUCUGAGCUUCUCCACUAAGUCUUUAAGUCAAGCCUCCAGCCGCAGCUCCAGCCUUCCUCCCAAUGGAAAGCCCCAGAGCUCAGUACUGGCCCCUCUGCAGCAACAGGUACCUGCUCCUGGUUCUUGGUCUACCCAGUCUUUGAGCCGCAGUCGAGGGGGAAGCCUGGCUGCCAAGCUGCCUCUUCGGGCUGUCAACGGUCGAAUCUCAGAGCUCCUCCAGGGAAGUGCAGGCUCCCGUUCCAGGAGUCAUGCCCAGGGGGGAGGCACAGAUCCAACAGAGGAAAGAGGAGUUGGAGGGGCGAGUGGAGUGGGAGCUGGAGCAGGAAGUGGUGGUGGUAGUGCUGGCCCAGGAGAGGAGAGAGCAGCAGUGGUCCAAACCCUUCCCUCUCCCUACAGUAAGAUCACAGCUCCCAGAAAACCCCACCGCUGCAGCAGCGGCCAUGCUAGUGACAACAGCAGCGUACUGAGUGGCGAGCUUCCCCCUGCCAUGGGGAAGACGGCCUUGUUUUACCACAGUGGAGGCAGCAGCGGCUAUGAGAGCAUGCUGAGAGACAGCAGCGAGAACACUGGAAGUACCUCCUCAGCCCAGGACUCCCUCAGUGAGCACAGCUCAGCCACCACCUCCUCCAGACGAAGCUCCAAGAGCAGCAAGAAGAGCAGGAGCAACACAGGCCUCCAGCGUCGUCGUCUGAUCCCAGCACUGACCUUGGACUCUUCCUCCUCCUCACCCUCUCAUCGCUCCUCCAAACAAGCCAUCACGUCCUCUUCUUCCUCCUCCUCUAGCCCAGGCGCAUGCUGGGUAGAUGGUCCACUUGGCCCCCCAACUCCCUCAAACCUCCGGGGUGCAACUGCAACGACAGAGACCUUCGAAAUCAAGGUGUACGAGAUCGAUGAUGUUGAGCGACUGCAGAAGAGGAGAGACAAAGGAGGGAGCAAGGAGGUGGUGUAUGUCAGUGCCAAGCUCCGUCUGUUGGAGAAUCGUCAGCAGAGAAUCAGUGAAGUCAGAGCCAAGUACCAGUGUCUGAAGAAAGAGCUGGAGCAAACCAAACAGUACCUGAUGCUGGAGCCGCACAAAUGGACCACAGAGUUUGAGCUACAGCAGGCGUAUGAAGUGGACUCGCUGGAGUAUUUGGAAGCUCUGGAGAUGAUGACGGACAAACUGGAGACCAGAGUCAACUUCUGCAAAGCCCAUCUCAUGAUGAUAACCUGCUUUGACGUGUCCUCAAGACAUCGGUAGACAGAUGGACGGUAGAGAGCUGGAGGACGGGGAGGCAGACACACAGCUGGACUCAAUUAGAUGUCGACAUUUGGACCAAACUGAUUAAUCAAACACAUUAAGAAAACAUCUCUUAUACAAAUACAUCUCAUUGGAUGACUGGACAGUUGGAUGAAGGGAUACACUGGAUCCUGCAUGUCAUCCUUAUGUCCCCUUCUGUUGUAAGUAGACAGAUGGACAGAGAAAUUGACGGAUAAAGGGAAUGGAGGUAUAUGGAGCUAUUUAACUGGCCAACAGACAGAUGAGUCGGUAGAUGUUUUUCUGACAGAAACAGAAGCUGAACAGCAUCUACUGAACGGGCCACUUUAAAUCAGUUGAAUACGGCUGCCCACAGAGGCGGCCAGACGGCACCGAGCCUGAAAUGAAACAUCAAACAUAACUAAGUGCACACGGUUUCCUAGACAAGUGAGUAAUUAUCCCGCUGAGACACCUCUUAGACUGAGCCAAACAUUUAGGAAUGUAUGGAGAGGAAAGGAGUAGAGAGAUGAACAAAAAAAAUGCCUUUAAAAAAGACUGAUAAAGAGGAGCUGAAUGAGAGGAGAAGAACAAGUCCUCAUCUCCCAUCAUUUUAAAGGAGCACUUUUCACAGUUUACGCGUUUGGCUGUAAAUAGAGUGCAGACGACAGAAUGGCCUGGUAUUGUUGCGCAGUUAAUAAAAAAGACUGACCAUGAGAAAGACAGGAGGAAAAAAAAAAAGAUUUAGAUAAGUGCCUUGUGAACAUUUCAACAAUACCAAGACCGAUUCUCUUUCUCUCUGAAUUUGUGUACAUGCAGUUAGUACGGUGCUAGCAUAGAAAAAAAAUACCACAUAAGAUCAGCGUCCUUGGAAAAUCGUUGAAUUUAUAGCCAUUUCUGAAUGUGAUGUUUACUGUCAGUGUUUAACUAUAUCAUGAACAAACUAAUAAUCUAUGUUUGAAUGGUCUUAGGUACACUGAUGAGAGAUGAGACUAAAUUCAAACUGACUAAAAAAAAGUUGGAGAGGACCUACGGACUAACACCAAGUCCUCUUUAAAACAAUAAAAUGUUGCAAGGACCAAAAUUAGGAAAGUGGACAUGAUUUUUUUAAGGACACAGAGUUAUGUGUG
Plectropomus leopardus (leopard coralgrouper) is the source of this 7002-nucleotide messenger RNA. The record is from RefSeq and is a predicted model, not a curated record. Lineage: Eukaryota; Metazoa; Chordata; Actinopteri; Perciformes; Serranidae.